AUGUUUUCAAGACCUAUUCGUCGAGAACAACAAAUAUCCAAUGCAUUUGAUGAUUGCAUACGUCGAUGUAUUAAAAAUCAUCGUUGUCGACCAAUUCAACAACGAUCUACAAGACCAAAAAGGCGACAAAACAUAAAUGAAGAGCCCUUUCAUUAUCAACAAUAUAAAAUUUUACCUUAUCAAACAUCAUCAACAUCAUCACAUCAUUCAAAUCUAAUUGAAAAUUUACCAAUAUAUAAUACAUCGAUUGAACCAACUAAUAUUAUACUUCCAACAGAAACAAAAGUCAAUCCUCAUUUGACUAAUAUCAUUCAACAACCACAAAUAUCUAAUCAAUUAAAUAACUCUCAAAAUAUUUAUCUUCAACCAUCUCAAACAAUAACAAAUACCAAUUCAUAUACUCAAUAUCCACUACCAAUAUAUCAUUCAUGUGAUUCAUAUAUUAACAAUCAACAAUUAUCUUUUCCUUCUUCUUCUUCUUCUUCUAUACCAAUUGAUACAAUUGAAAAUGGAAGAGAAACACAUUAUUCUCAAUUACCUACAUUAAAUCAAUCAAAUAAUAUUUCGUAUUUAACACCAAUAGAUUCUUCAAAUAAUCAGACAUAUGCUUAUGACAAUUAUUUUCAACCAGAAAUAAGAGAAAAAUAUCAUGAAAACAUUUCUAACAAUCAUCAGAUUUAUCCACAACAAUCAUCAUUACAAUUCUAUGAACAAAAUCAACAGAAUUAUAUCGAACAAGCUAAUCUUAAUCAACCAUUUCUACUUCCACCAAUAAUUAAACAAAUUGAUAAACAAGAAGAGUAUACUCCGAAAUGUCAUUGUUCUACUUCGACAUGUCAUUGUUCUAGUUCAAGUAUAUCAUCUCCAACACCAACCAAUCAUUAUGUUGAUGACAAUUAUACAGAAAAUGAACAAUUAUGUGAUUUACCUAAAUGUGUUUCUCGAUGUUAUGAUAAAUUUAGACGUUUAUGGAUAAAAGAUCAACAAGAAAGAUAUGAAAAACAAUUUGAUGAUGUUAAACAACCAACUAGACAUAAUUAUAUUCAACAAAUUCAACGACCAAUAUCAAAAUAUGUUCAACCUAGUUUUCGAAAACAAAAAUCAUUAUCACUUCCUCAUUAUAUGCAACAACCAAGUCUACAGACAGAUAUUCGACAGAUCGGACAACCAAUAUCAACAUUAAAUAGAACACCUUUUAUUCAACAAAUAACAUCAACAAAUAUUUCAACAGAUCCAAAUGAACAACAAUUUAUCGAAUAUGGAUCACCAAUUAUAACUCAAACGCCUCAAUGUGUUCUUUCUUUAUCAAAAUCAGCACCUUUACCAUCUCAUUAUUCUAGUAAACCAAAUGAAAUAACAGUUCAUAAUCAACUUACACCUACUUCUCUUCAAUUGCAACAUUCACAACAUCUACCAAUCAUUCCACAAAAACCUUUUCAAAUCCAACAAUAUGAAAAUAUUUGUUAUCCAAAAUUCCAACAACCAUAUCAAAGACAAUAUAAAACAAAUAUUCCACGGCCAUUUAUCCAACAAAGAAAACCUCGAAAAAACGUUCUAUCCGAUCAAAGACGAUCACCAAUAACAAUAUCUAAAGUAGCGUCAGCUCCUUUAUAUAAUAAUAAUAAUCUAUGUCAAACAGCUCAACACCUUCCUUAUUUUGAUAAAAAAACCGGACUUUCUUUUCAACCUCCUCCUAUAUCAACCAAAUAUACUCAUUUGCCAAAUCAUCUUCGACCACAAUUAUCCUCUGGUGGAAUUCCACGAUCAAGUUUUCUUUCAACGCCACUACAAGCGCAACCACUCCCACCACAACUGCGACCACUCCCAUCACAAGCGCAACCACUCCCACCACAACUGCGACCACUCCCACCACAAGCGCAACCACUCCCACCACAACUGCGACCACUCCCACCACAAGCGCGAUCAUCACUACCGCCACCGCCACCAUCACCGCAACUAUUACCACCACGAGCACGAUCAUCACGACCACCGCCGUCGCAACUACUACCCCAACGAGCACGACCAUCACUAUCGGCACAACCACCACCACCACCGCGACAAUUUCCACCACGAGCACGAUUAUCACUACCAGUACGAGCAGGUGAUCAAAGAAAAGAAUGGUGUGGUAAAUGUUGCUGUGGACCAGAAAAAUCUCUGCUUAAAAAAGUUGUUUAUAAACAAAUCGAUGAUGAUAAACAACAUGAAAAAGAUUCGUUUAUUGAUUAUGGUUCAGUUUUUGAUAAACUGGAAACACGUAUCACUGUUCGAUGUGGAAAUGAUAUAAUGAAAGAAGGAGAUGAAAAAACAUUUACUUAUGAUAAAUAUAAUGAAAAAUUGCGUAUUAUUGAUAUUCCUGUUGGUCUAUCGGGAAAAAGUGAUGAUAGUGACAGCAAUUCUAAUGAAAAUUUGCGUAUUAUUGAUUUUCCUGUUGGUCUAUCAGGAAAAGCUAAUAAGAGUAACAUUAAUUAUACGAUAUAA
Molecule: messenger RNA, 2478 nt
Organism: Rotaria sordida
Lineage: Eukaryota; Metazoa; Rotifera; Eurotatoria; Philodinida; Philodinidae
Source: the annotation of a GenBank genome assembly